Nanorana parkeri is the source of this 2282-nucleotide messenger RNA. It is a transcript of the gene MAD1L1, whose product is annotated as MAD1 mitotic arrest deficient like 1. Lineage: Eukaryota; Metazoa; Chordata; Amphibia; Anura; Dicroglossidae. Gene Ontology annotation, biological process: mitotic spindle assembly checkpoint signaling; attachment of mitotic spindle microtubules to kinetochore. Gene Ontology annotation, cellular component: nuclear envelope; kinetochore; mitotic spindle. The coding region runs from base 74 to 2233 and encodes 719 amino acids. The record is from RefSeq and is a predicted model, not a curated record. The transcript has 18 exons.
GAGAUUUGCUGAGAGAAGCUCUAAGCGGGACCCUUCAGUUUAACAACGGAGAGGAGCGCAAGAAGCAGCCAAGAUGGAUGAAAUGGAGGACAACACCACGGUUCUGUCCACUCUGCGAUCAUUCAAUAAAUUUAUCUCUCAGCCAUUUGAAAGCACCCCACCCAGUGCCAACACCUCCACCAUGUCCGGGGGUUCCCUACAGAUGCAGUUCAAUCAGAGAUUCAUGUUAGAGGAACAGGCCGCCCAGAUCUGCUCCAAGUCGCAUCUUAUCCAAAUGGAGAGAGAAAAGCUUCAGAUGGAAGUGGGCCAUAAGCGGGCUCGCAUUGAACUUGAGAAGGAAGCCAGCACAAAUGCGAGGAAUUAUGAGAGGGAGGCAGACCGGAACCAAGAUCUUCUCAACCGGAUCAGAGCUCUGGAGGAAAAGGAGAAAGAGUUACAAAGCAAGCAUCAGGAACUGAAUGAAAUGAACAAGUCCUGUAAGAAGACAAUUGAAUCACAAAGCAAGAAACUGCUAGAAAAGGAGCAUACAUUGGCAGAGGUUAAUCAGGAUUUAAGUGAAUUGAAGGGAAAGGUGUCUGAGCUCCAGCUUAAUAUCAUGAACCAAGAAAUGCAGAUAAAGACUCAAGACUCAGAGAAACAGGAGCUAACGGAACAGCUGGAUAUGCUUCGCAAAAAGUUGCAAGACUGUAACCAGAUAAAUCAUACAUUACAAGACACGGAAGCAGAACUUGUGGACGCUCAGUUAAAGAUUAAGACUCUUGAGCAGCAGUUGUUUUCUCAGGAGCAGGAAUCCACAAUAGUCAAGAGUAUGAAAUCUGACCUGGACAAACUUCCUAAGCUUGAGAGAGAACUGCAGCAGCUGAGAGAAGAGAAUGCUUACCACAGGGAAAUGAAGGAGAAUAAUGCGCUACUAAAAGAAGAGGCGGAAGGGCUGCACAAAAAGCUAGAACGAUAUGAGAGGAUGAAAGAAGAAAUGGUGGCCAUAGAGAUUGAGAAGGAAAAAACUUUGAAGAAGUUGAAGAGCUGGGAAAACCUGGAACAAGCAACUGGUCUGAACAUCAAGACUCCAGAUGAUCUCUCUGAAAAGAUCUUUGUCAUACAGCAGCGAGAGAUUAAAUUAAAAGAAGAGAAUCUGAGUAUUAAAAACAGUGCCCGAAUGUUAGAAAAUGCACGGCAUAAACUUCAGGAUGAGCUUAUGAAAUUGCAGAAUAGCUUCUUAGAAGAGAAAAAGAGAAGAGAAGUGCAGGAUGCACUAGUAAGACGCCUUCAGAAGAGGGUGCUGCUGCUCAGUAAGGAAAGAGAUGGAAUGAGGGCAAUACUGGAUUCCUAUGACAGCGAGCUGACCCCAUCUGAACAUACUCCUCAGCUCAGCCGCCGUCUCCGUGAGGCUGAAGAAAUCCUGCAGAAAGUUCAUGGGCACAAUGCUGAGAUGGAGGUACAGUUAUCACAGGCCCUGGAAGAUGUCGGUUUGCAGAAGCAGAGAGCUGAACUUCUAACAUCGGAACUGAAACUCUUGAAGUCUCAGAUGGGUACAGCAGACCAGAGCCUCUCCAUCAACAAUGAGACCGUCAACUCUCUCAGGUUGAAAAUUGAGGAGCUUGAAGCUGAACGGGGCCGGCUAGAGGAGGAGAACAAAAUCCUGGAGAUGAGGCUGGAGAGACUAAGUCUUCAGGGUUCUUAUGAUCCAACCAAACUAAAAGUGAUUCAUCUGAGCGUGAAUCCAGCUCAGAAAGCUCAGCAGCAACGAAAAGAGGAAGUGCAGCAACUGCAGGAAGAGUGCAGCAAGCUGAGAAAACUGGUUAAGAUACUGGAAGGAGGGUCACCUGUUCCUGUUAAACUGGAGGCUGCAGGAAGCAUUCAGUCGUCUUCACAGGAAGUUACAGAACUGAAGAAACAAGUCGAGAGUGCCGAACUGAAAAACCAACGACUCCGCGAAGUCUUCCAGAAAAAAAUCCAUGAAUUUCGGUCUGUAUGCUACAUGCUGACCGGGUACCGCAUCGAUAUAACCACUGAGAACCAGUACCGACUGACUUCCAUGUAUGCCGAGCAAAAGGAUGAUAACCUGAUUUUUAAGUCAACCAACUCAAGUGGAGGAAAGCUGCAACUUCUGGAAACCAACUUCUCCUUGACCUUACGUGACUUCAUUGAUCUUCACCUCCAUCACCAGAACAGUAUCCCGGCAUUCCUCAGUGCCGUCACCUUGGAUCUCUUUAGCCGUCAGACCUUCGCCUAAAGUGUAUCAAUCCAUGUCCCUUACUGUCUGCAUUUUGUAUCGGCACACA